Messenger RNA from Necator americanus (New World hookworm), 513 nucleotides. RefSeq lists its product as uncharacterized. Lineage: Eukaryota; Metazoa; Nematoda; Chromadorea; Rhabditida; Ancylostomatidae. Bases 1 to 513 code for a protein of 170 amino acids. The record is from RefSeq and is a predicted model, not a curated record. The transcript has a single exon.
AUGAAAUCACUUUCGUGGGAAGAAAGGGGCAUACGUGUUCAUGGAAGAUUUCCCUCGAAUCUUGGCUUAGCGGACGACAUCGUUCUCUUUUCGAGCAGUACCAAUGAAGCAGAAACGAUGCUCAACGAAUUGAACGAAGCAGGGAAGAGAAUAGGACUACGAAUAAACAGAAAGAAGACACAGUUCAUGAAGAACGCCUACUGCGAGGACGGAGGAGUACAACUUGAAGGCUCCCAAAUCGUGGAAACUUCGUCAUACGUAUACCUCGGACGUUCUAUGAACAUGGAAAACGACUUGAAGGAAGAACUGAAUAGAAGAAUGAGAGCAGUAUGGGCAGCAUUCGCAGCCGUCAGGGAACCUACGGACCAUCUGACAGACCAAGAUCUUCGUGCCUAUCUGUUCGACUCGACAGUUCAUCCAGCCUCUGUUACGCAGCGGAGACGUGAGCAGACACUGCUGCCACGUCUAGGAAGCUACUUACUACCCACAGAGCCCUUGAGAGAUGUCUUCUGA